AUGCAAAGAGAGAAAAGUAGGGGUGCCGAACGGUACCUUAGUUCAAAUUCCGAAAAUGAACGCGGACUGUGCUUCAGAACGUCUGAACACAAAUCGCCUUUCCUACCGUUUGUAGUGCCGGAAAUCGCCUGGUUGCCGUUAGCACUCGUCGAAAAUCGCCUGGAAUACCGGAAGCUCUCGUCGGAAAUCGCCUCAACAGAGCUCUCGCUUCUCAACAAGUCCAAAGUGAUUUCGCCCCCCGGAGUCACCUCUAUUUAUAGGGCGAGCACUCGAAACGGCACACCUCGAGAAGCCAAACGGCGCAUUAAUACGCCGCGCACCAUUAUUGCUUCCACCACGUGUCGCUCAUCCUAUGGGGGACUGACGGCACGCGGGGCGCGGAAGUCGAAGCGCUCAGACGUCUCUUCAUCCCGUCCGCUCGACGCGACUUUCUGA
This is a messenger RNA of Prunus armeniaca (apricot), 435 nucleotides long. The record is from the annotation of a GenBank genome assembly. NCBI's taxonomy places the organism in Eukaryota, Viridiplantae, Streptophyta, Magnoliopsida, Rosales, Rosaceae.